Athalia rosae (coleseed sawfly) is the source of this 701-nucleotide messenger RNA. It is a transcript of the gene Nrk1, whose product is annotated as nicotinamide riboside kinase 1. Gene Ontology annotation, cellular component: cytoplasm. The record is from RefSeq and is a predicted model, not a curated record. The transcript has a single exon. NCBI's taxonomy places the organism in Eukaryota, Metazoa, Arthropoda, Insecta, Hymenoptera, Athaliidae. Bases 6 to 629 code for a protein of 207 amino acids.
UAAAAAUGAGUGACUGGUUGGUCGUUGGGUUAGCCGGAGUAACGUGCAGUGGAAAAACAUCGCUGUCUAACAAAAUACACGCCAAGUUAUCAGAUUCAGUUAUCGUUAAUCAAGACGACUAUUUUCUUCCAGUAGACAGUCCUCGACACACGUUUAUCCCGGAACUGAAUCAUAUUAAUUUUGAUAUAUUGAGCAGCCUAGACAUGCAAAAAAUGCACAGAGAUGUAUUGAACAUACUUCGCAAUCGUAAGUCAGAGAACGGAUGCAAUGGUAGUUCCGGAACCAAAAAAGUAUUGAUCAUCGAAGGCUUUCUGAUCUAUGGAUACAAACCAAUAUCCGAUUUAUGCGAUUUAAAGUAUUUCAUUACACUUGACCAAGAGGUUUGUUGGGACAGGCGGAAAAUUCGUACCUAUGAACCUCCAGAUGUUCCUGGUUACUUUGACAAAAUAGUAUGGCCUGAGUAUUUGAAACAUAAAUCAGAAAUAUUAGAUAAUAAGUAUUCAGACCACGGAAUUAAAUUGAUUGAUGGGUUACGAUCAAAGGAGGAUAUUUUUGAACAAGUAUAUACCGAAAUCAAGACCUUGCUCGGUCAUAACCAUCGUUUGGGUGAUUUGUCAGUCGUCAGUUGAUCUUCGAGUCAAUGAAAACUUCUAAUCGUUGGGAGCUAAUGUCUUCGAUUUAAUAAACUAUUAUGAAAAUAA